AAUUAUUCUUAAAUUUAUUGUAUUCAAAAUGGCGGUCAGUACAGAAAGAGAAUUUCCGAGGGCUCGUUGUGGGUCCGUCAUGUUUGUCUACGAUCACCAGUUAUUCUUAUGGGGAGGAAUGACUCAAAUAAUGCUUGGUGAAGGGGAUGAUAGAUUUCUAGUAGACAUUGACCUACCAGAUAUUGAAAAGGUGGAGCUCACUGAGGGGCCUGUACUUGAGAUCCUUGACCUCAAUACACACGAAUGGAGAGAGCAGAUUACUUAUGGUGACAUACCUCAAAUGGGGAAGGGUUCAUUUCAUGCAGUGAAAGGGGAUAAACUCUACCUGUUUGGUGGUAGUAAUGAUGCUGGUUUUUGUAAGGGUCUCUAUCAGUUAGACCUUAAUACUUACAAAUGGGAUGAUCUCUCGGAUUAUUCAAAGUCACCUCCACUGUCUCUAGGGGGAGCUGUUGUCUAUGGUACUUCUUUGUUGUUUUUUGGUGGAGCCGGUCAGGAGCUUAAGAAUGCUAAAGGUGAUUAUCAACCUUGUUCAAACCUUGGGUAUAGUUUUGAUUAUGGAUGGAAUAAUUAUCUUCAAGAAUAUCACACAGUUACAAAACAUUGGGCUGAGAUAAGCUGUGAGGGUGAGAAGCCACCUCCUUCAUCAAGAUUCACAUUAAAUAAGAUUGAUCCGUCACAUGCUCUCCUUUUUGGUGGUAAACAAGAGAAAUACACUGUCACUUAUAAUCAUGUGUUCAUCUUUGAUAUGGAAAAUAAGAAUUGGAAUAAAGUAGAGACCAAGUCUGAUAACUGGCCAUGUGAACGUGGUCUUCAUGCUGCCAGUGUACUGGUGGACCCUAGUUCAGAGAUUUCAUAUAAGAAGCAAUAUGUAUUGUUAGUAUGGGGACAAGGAUCUGAUGCAAAACAUGUUCAUAAUGCAUGGGUAUUGCAUGUACAGUCUAUGGAAUGGAAACAAUUUUUGCUGCCGGAUGAUUUGAAGCCAAGGAUGUAUCACAUGUCAUGCAGUUAUCACAUUCAAGACUCUCAGACUGACGUUAUCAUAUUUGGUGGAAACAAAAGACGAGAAUCAAAGUAUCACAGGAACGUUGUAACAUCUCCAAUCAUCAUUCGAUUUGGUUCAGUUCAGCCACUACAUGAGCUAUGCCUUGCACAUUUAAAGAAGAUAGAAGGAUUGCAGUCUUCAGCACUGUUCACUUCAUUGCCUCCACUGAUGCAAAAAAUAUUGACGAGAACAAAUGAUAGUCAAGAUUUAACUAUUAUUUAUCCUCUUGAUGUUCAUUUCAAGUAACUGACACUAAUUAAUAUUGCUUUCCAUAAUGCUAUCUUUUAUAAUUUUUAUCAACUGCGAACAUUUAAUUUUUCAUCAAUACCUGAAUGAUAAUAAAUAGUAAUGUGUAUUAUCAAGAGUGGAUAAUCCACUCUUGGUAUUAUACAUAAUGGAAU
Amphimedon queenslandica is the source of this 1443-nucleotide messenger RNA. RefSeq names its product kelch domain-containing protein 2-like. The record is from RefSeq and is a predicted model, not a curated record. Bases 29 to 1288 code for a protein of 419 amino acids. Gene Ontology annotation, molecular function: protein binding. The transcript has 6 exons. NCBI's taxonomy places the organism in Eukaryota, Metazoa, Porifera, Demospongiae, Haplosclerida, Niphatidae.